Molecule: messenger RNA, 2056 nt
Organism: Thrips palmi
Lineage: Eukaryota; Metazoa; Arthropoda; Insecta; Thysanoptera; Thripidae
Product: graves disease carrier protein homolog
Exons: 7
Coding region: 341-1291 (316 amino acids)
Biological process (GO): transmembrane transport
Cellular component (GO): mitochondrial inner membrane
Source: RefSeq, a predicted model, not a curated record
UAAACAAUCAGCUGUCAACUCAAGAAGCUGCAUUUUGGACCGUAAAAAAUUAAAUACUAGAUGUACGUCAGCCUGUGGUUCAGAUUCCAAACUCCACCGGUACCUGGGAUGAAUCUUAAAUGAGGUUCAAUCCUUUACCAGUAGGAUGACAUUGGCAUUUUCGUAUGUUCGUUCUACGCGCGAAGGCCGAAGGCGCGUCCCAUCUGCAUCUAGCUUUCUCCAGACACUGACACCUGUCCUGGAGAAAGUUACAGCUGAUUCCUCUCGCCCUCUGGAGCAGGUGCCACGUAUUUGACCCUUGAUUUCAGUUUUUGUAGAGUUUAAGAUUGUAUCAGCAAACAUGACGACCAUGUUCAGUGAUCAAACCACAGAAAAGUUAAAGACAUUAUUGAGUGGAGGAGUUGCAGGAAUGUGUUCUAAAACAACAGUAGCACCACUUGAUCGAAUGAAGAUUCUGUUUCAGGCACACAACAAUCAUUACAAAAACCUUGGUGUCUGGUCUGGCUUAAAAGCCAUAGUUAAGAAUGAGAAUAUUUUUGCUUUGUAUAAGGGCAAUGGUGCUCAAAUGGUUCGGAUAUUUCCCUAUGCUGCAAUACAGUUUACAGCAUAUAGCACCUACAAAAGAACCUUCUCCAGUAUGUGCGAAACUUCUACGUGGUUGGGUUCUUUCCUAACAAAUUUUGGAUCAGGGGCUCUGGCUGGUGUCACUGCAGUGGCAAUGACAUAUCCUCUGGACACUAUUCGAGCUCGACUAUCUUUCCAAGUCAAAGGAGAGCACAAGUACAAGGGGAUUGUUCAUGCAGGUGUAACUAUUGUCCGUAACGAAGGAGGAGUGUUAGCAUUGUAUCGGGGCUUUGUGCCUACUCUAUGUGGAAUAUUUCCACAAGCUGGGUGCAAUUUUUAUUUUUUUGAACAAUUGAAAAAUAUGUGCAUGCAAUAUUUUCCCAUGUACACGUGCAAUGUGUGUGAACAAAAUACAGGUGGUUUAGUCCUAUCCAUUCCAGCUAAGCUAGCAUGUGGUGGUGUCGCUGGUGCAAUUGCUCAAACCUUUUCUUACCCUCUUGAUGUAACACGGCGGCGCAUGCAACUGGCCAUGAUGACUCCAGAAACAAGCAAAUUUGCGACUGGUAUGUUGUCUACAUUAAAAAUGACCUACCAGGAGAACGGAAUUGUCCGAGGCCUCUACAGGGGCAUGAGUAUAAAUUUCUAUCGAGUAUGUCCCAUGUGUGCAGUGUCAUUUUCCACCAAUGAGAUGGUAAAACAGCUCCUUGGGUUAGAUACUGGGGUAUAAAAGAAAAAGAAACAAUUUGUAUUUUUUUCUAACUAUUCAGGAAAAACACCAAUUUUAUGUGAGUUUUUGAAACAAGUCGUUACUUUGGUCAGUCCAUUAUGGCCGUAAGUGCAUAAGAAUAUGGGGUGCAUUCACACUUGCUCAGAUUAAGAAUUUUGAUUGCAGGACUCAUACCCAUGACACAACACUAAGGCAGCAUAUUGGCAGAGGUAGUGACAUAUCUGCAAAGAAUGAGAUCAUAUACAAUUGUAAACAGACUUUAAGACUUCAAAUACAUCAAAGAAUCUCAGAUUCUUUUUAAGAAUAAUGUCCUAUUUGCUUUCUUAAACUAUUGUUGUUAGCUUUAGUUUUUUAAUUUAUUUUGUUAUUAUUAUUAUUCUUAUUUAUCUUAUUUGAGUAUGUUCAUACUUAGUCCCUAUGUUUUUACUUCAUUAAGACUGAAACAUUAUCAAUGGAAUGUACCAAAAUUAGCCUUAACAUUUCUCACUGCAUUAAGUAUUUAUAUUUAAAUUGUUUUAUUUGAAGCUGCGUUCUUAUAGCAGCACAGGUUGCAGCAUGCUUCUGUUGUUAUUUAAUUUGUAAGCACCAUAAUAAUUCUUAGCACCAUUGUUAUUGUUCGAGGGGUGCUAUUUGUUGGUGGUGGUAUCAUGGGAGAAAGGCCACCCUUGUCUCAUAGAGGUUUAUUUUAAAAAUGUUUUUAACUCUGUUGCGAUUUUACUCAACUCUGGGACCAAACCAAAAUAAAUCUUUUUUUUUUUACACAAA